AUGAUGAUGCAUCCCACACUACCGCCUGCGAUGACACAUAGUGAUCUCGACAGCUUCAGGUAUAAAAGAGACGCGGAAUAUAGAAAUAUCGAUAAAGAAGUUGAAUAUGUUGAGCACAUCGAGCGAACAAAAGUACAUCUGCCAGAGGACUUGGUUCAGACCGAGGAGGAAGAACAAAACCAUUGGUUUAUUGGUAGUAUUGAUCAAGGUACAACUUCUACAAGAUUCAUCAUCUUCAAUGGAGAAGGGCAACCUGUGGCCAUGCACCAGCAUGAAUUCGAAAACAUGUAUCCCGAGUCCGGAUGGCAUGAACAUGAUCCUCAAGAAUUGGUUGAUUCGGUGGAUGAGUGUGUAGAGAAGGCAACGGCGAAAUUCCUCGAUUUGGGAUACAAGAAAUCCGAUAUCAAAGCUAUUGGAAUCACCAACCAACGUGAAACAACCAUCUGUUGGGACACAAACACUGGGGAACCAUUGUACAAUGCCGUUGUUUGGGCCGAUACUCGAACCACGGCUCUUGUGCGCGAGCUCAAGGAAGCAGAGGGAGCAGACAAAAUCCUUCAAUUUUGCGGCCUGCCACUCUCGACAUACCCCUCAAGUGUCAAGCUUAUGUGGAUGUACCGAAAUGUUGAAGCCAUCAAGAACGCAUACGACGAAGGCAGAUUAUCUUUCGGAACGGUCGACUCUUGGUUGAUUUACAAACUGAAUGGAGGAAGGGAAGGUGGCAUUCAUGUCACAGACACUUCAAAUGCUUCUAGAACUAUGUUCAUGAACCUUCACACUCUACAAUAUGACGACAACCUCCUCAACUUCUUCCAACUCGACAGGAAAAACGUCACCCUACCAAAAAUUGUUCCUUCCUCCGACAAAGAAGCCUUUGGCAAGAUGGCUUACGGUGCUCUACAAGGCACGAGAAUUACUGGAUGUCUAGGAGAUCAAUCAUCCGCUUUAGUUGGUCAAUGUGGUUUCAAACCUGGUCAUGCGAAGAACACAUACGGAACUGGUUGUUUCCUUCUCUACAAUGUUGGCACCAAACCUGUCGUGUCAAAGUAUGGUUUAUUGGCUACUGUCGCGUAUGAUUUCGGCAAUGGUAGAAAACCCGUCUAUGCUUUGGAAGGUAGCAUUGCCGUUGCAGGUUCCGGUGUUAAGUUUUUGAUGAACAACCUGGGUUUCAUUGCACACUCAAGCAAGAUCACUGAAUUGGCAGAGACUGUCGAAGACAACGGUGGUGUGGUAUUCGUUACUGCUUUCUCUGGUCUAUUCGCACCAUACUGGAUUGAUGAUGCUAAGGGAACAAUCUUCGGUAUCACUCAGCACACACAGCGAGGUCACAUUGCCCGUGCAACCCUCGAAGCUACCUGCUUCCAGACCAAAGCCAUUCUCGAUGCUAUGGAGAAGGAUUCCGGACACAAAUUGGAAGGACUCGCCGUCGACGGUGGCAUGUCUAACUCUGACCUUUGCAUGCAAACACAAGCCGAUAUUCUCAACAUUCCAAUCAACAGACCAGUCAUGCGUGAAACCACUGCUCUUGGUGCCGCGAUCGCAGCGGGUUUCGCAGUGGGUAUCUGGAAGGAGUUCGAUGAACUCAAGGAGAUCAACCGUGACGACAGAACAAUCUUCAAGCCACAAGCCAAGCGCACAAAGGCUGCACGCAUGUUCAAGAAGUGGGAGCAAGCAGUUGAGAUGAGCAAGGGUUGGGUGUUGCAUGACGAGGAUGAUGACCAUGAUGAUCUUGAUUAG
Messenger RNA from Sclerotinia borealis F-4128, 1737 nucleotides. NCBI's taxonomy places the organism in Eukaryota, Fungi, Ascomycota, Leotiomycetes, Helotiales, Sclerotiniaceae. The record is from the annotation of a GenBank genome assembly.